AUGACACAUAACCCUCCGGCCGCAGCGCGGCCUCCUCCGCCACGACGGCCUCCCGACACCCAUCGGCUUUCCCUCGAUCGGUCGACUACCAGGAUCAUUCCCCCGAUCGAUGGAAGACCACUGGGUCUACAAAGGCAGGUCGGACAGCUUGGAGGUGAUCGACCUGCAAAACGGCGCAAGGUAGAAGGAGAUGAGCCAACGAGCCUGGGCUCCGGCGCCAGUGAUAAAGCGCCGGCUGCCACAAGUCCCAAGUCUCUGUCCAAUGCAAAAGCAUAUCAUCUCCGUUUGCUCAAACCGUCAGUACUCGGGAGCCGCCAGAAAGAGGACGUGAAGAGCGUGAACGGCGACUUACCUGAUCUCCCGGCACGUCCAUGGCAUCACGCAGAACACUAUAACGCCACCGAAGAGCCCAAACCAACUCAUCGGUCGCGGGUCAAACUUCCCGUACCAACUACGCCCGACUCGCUGCAACUUCCUUCAUCGGCGCCCUAUAUUGUCCCUAAGAAGCCCGCCGGGUUCUUCCCAUGGACAGGGAAACAUCCCGAGGAUGUGCUCAGUGAUGUCAAUGUCAAACAAGGCUUUUUCGAUAAGCCACCCAAUCCACCGGAGAAGGAGCUGAACACGGCCAGGGUCCCACUUUAUAACGCCUUCAAACAUAAGUCCGGAGUCGAAAACUUAUCCAUCCUGUUCUCUCUCGUCCUGGAUCAGAAGAAUCAGCAUGGUCUGAUCAGCUCGGCCUCGACUUUCAAGCCACCUCCACGAGUCACGUUGACCGAAGCAAAACGGAAGUCCUGGAUUGCGGACCUGGCCAAUGCAGAUGUCCCGCUGAGGAAACUGAGUCGGACCAUCCCGCAAGGAAUAAGGGGCCAGAUCCUUUUGGACCUGUGUUUGCAAAGCUGCGUGCCCUUGAAUCGUGCAGUCUGGUUCGCCAAAUGUGUUUGUGCAAACGAGAUUCGGACCUUGAAGAGAAAAGGAACCACUCCUGCCGUCGCCGUUGGCGCUGAGAGCAAAUGGAUUCGCGAGUGGACUGUCAACGUCGAGCAAUUUGUGGAAACACACCUCGAACCCACAGAUCAUCCGGACUGGAGGUCAAACAUACAGUAUGCGCUCCAUCUAACCACGCGCCUGUAUAUGGAGCACUUAUUGGAUCGAGAUCACUAUCUGGAUUGGAUAGUACGGUCCUUCCACUUGGCGGAUCUGGGUCACACACCUUUCUGGCUGAUGGUCAUGCACAUCCACCAAGAAGAUAUAUGCCACUUUCGCAAACUGGGGGGGAGGCUUGCAGAGGUCCUAGUUGAGAAAUUCGAGCUUGUCAACAAACCUCUUGCUGAAAAUACAGCUCCGCUCCGGCAAAAGCUCUACCAUACGAUCCGGUGGCUGCUCCACUCCCGUCCUGUGAGCUUCCUCAUGCCGGAAAAGUGGCCACAAGCUGUCGUGUCCGUACGGUCGUGUCUUGACACGAAGGUCCUAGCAGAGCGUCAAAUGUUGGAUCAACUCAAUCGCAUCAAUGCAAGGACCAUGGGUCACAAUAAGCACGCUUAUACAGCCAAGCGCUCUACUCAUCAGGUGAUUGUGGAAGUACUGGAUUCUGCGCAACCUCCAUAUGACCUCCCGAAGCUUGCAGAAAGUCUGAGCGCAGCAUGUUCGGAUAUUCCUCGACUAAUUUUUACUUGUCUCGAGUGGACAUGUACGCGUUUUCGACAAUCCAAGUCUCGCAUCUUUCUCUUCGCCCGUUUGGCAAAACGUUGGCAGAGCGCCGGACAUGACGUUGACAAUGUUAUCCUGAAUUACCUCUCAGCAUGCAGGAAGGGAGACAUCAGUGCGGAUGGGAAGCCUUUGCAGCAUUUGGCUGCCCAGCUCUCGCGGUCGGGUUUGUUUCCUUUGAGCAAAUAUAUACAAUGGCUCAUGGUUCGAGGACUUCCCAAAAAGAGGGGCAUGGUGACUUGUCUGGAGCCUAUGUCAGUGGCUGCCGGACCCGGUGCUCUUCCGAUGGAAGCAGACCCCAGUCAGCUGUUGCUUCACGUGUCUUUGCAAAAUGUUGAGCAGCAUGUGAUCAAUCUGCGGAACUCGAUACUCCGUGGCUCUGGCUUUGACCCCGACGUGGAAGACAAUGUCUACCAGGACUGUGUUGGGUUUCUUGAGCAAGAACUCGCAUUACUAGAUCGCGGACCAAAGCCGUCGGAACCGAGGAUACCCACACCCGCCUUUGCGUCGCUGCCAUGGACUGUCAGAUCCCGGCUCGCCAUAUGGCUGCGCACGAAAGUCGCUGCCAGAGCGAAGGCUAGAGUGAAUGUGCCGUGCGCGCCAGCAGGUGUCAACCUUCUUGGGUCUCGAAUCCUCGACGUUGACCAAUUCGCAUUUGUUCGCAACGUUCUUGAGUGCAUGGAGGAUGAUGCUGUAUUGGCUGAUGUGAUAGGAAUUCUGUCCUGCUCGCAAGACGAUGAUCUGAUUGCGUCUCUUGUUGCAACGCUAUGUUUUCACGCAGAUGCUUUCUCGGCAAUCGGAGCACUGGAAGUGCUGCAACGGCGGGCAUGCCAAAUCUACUUGGGUUGGCGAACCAUCCGACCAACUAUGCCGCUUUUCACUUCGUCUCUGCUUGACCUCUGCACAGCUUACCCGAUGAAAACGCCGACGACCAGACUCUUACAGCAAGAUUUUGUCAGAGGCGAUCGAGGACGCGCGGUCGCAGCAUGUUCCCCUUACAGUGACGGCAUUGCUGAAUCAUUACAACAAGCCGGAGCAACCUUUGUCGAAGACUUUGAGGCUAUCCUACAGUCCGAACACAACAUGAACGAGCAAACAAUGAAUGGACUCUUUUCGGUUUUGGUGGACCGCAUCGAAAAGCAGCUUAAGUUUGGUUACAGUUCCACCACGGUGGCAUCGUUCUGCCAGCUUCUGAGCCGUUUGCGAUUAUGCAGAAAAGCUCAAGGAGAUCUGCUGAUUGGAAGGUGGAUGGCACAACUUGUGCCGUCAAUCGAUGCAACUUUUGGAUCUUUGUUGCUUCAAAAUCUCAUUGGCACUGGAUGUCUGACAUUUAGUGGCUUGUUCGAAGCAGCCCGCACUCCCAACUCAGGUUUAAGCCAAAGCUCAGCGACCAGGAGCUUGCUACAGCACCUCAUCACACCGCCGCCAGGUUCGUUGGCUGAUAUAGUCUUAUAUCGAACCCAGAGUCGCUGGUUCGAAUAUAUCCAGCGAGAAUCCCGGUCUGUCUUAGAACUACUCUGUGAGAUGGGCCUGGAGUCUACGUCUUUUCCAUUAGAAGAGACUCUGCUAGAUUGCCUAGUCAAAGAUGACACCAUCAGGUCGUCUCCGAUGUCUCACCCGGCGGAACAAUGGCUCCUCAAGGCACUCAAUCGCUCGCUUCGUUGUCAAGAAAGGCCUAUCAGAAAUGAAGACAUUCGAGCGCUUGUGAGCUCUAUCAACGUCUUCUCUCACCGAUUUGUGCAGUUGAGGCUCUGGCUUACUUCACGGUCUGGGCCAGAAAGCAGUCUGGCGCCGGAUGAAGAUGAACUCGUCAAGGCCCUCUCUGAGGCACUUGAGCAGAUGCUCCAGGAUCCCGCUGGCAACAAGGAGGGUGACGUCUGGUUCACGCAAUUGCUCGACGCAGUGGAGGUAAACGUCGCCAACCGACUGCGCCAUCAGGUCGAGAACGAGUUUUUGGGAGCAUUGCCAAAGUUCCAACUCAACAAGGCCACCACUUCGUUGCCGUGCGUCUUUUCCGGCGACGUCCACCAUCUGUCUUCGAUUAUGGAACGAGCUUAUCUCCUUUGCACGAAAUCCACCAGUCCGACUCUCGGAUUUCUGCCUCUGUUGAUUGAUAAGCUAACACAACAUCUCAAGGCUCUGGGCAGCACUUCCUCGGCCAUGGCCCUUUCAACAAGCGCUGGAAUUUCUGGAUCCCCGCAGAACACGAAUCAUCCUCCGCUGACGAGUGUGACACCCAGCCCCAUAGCAAACAUUACUUCCGAAGGCGGGCAUAGCGUGUUCCCGGGAAUGAUCUUGGAUUGCUUGCACCAUCUACUCCAAAUGCUGUGUCUCCAGCGCGUGGCACUGCGUGAUACUGGACCGGCUGGGCUGAAUCCGAAACAAGCGCAGUCCGAACAGGUACAGCUCCUCGUACGCCUAGCGUGGAUAGCGACACACCCGGCCAUUACGUCUGCACCGACAAACCUGACUAGCAAGGAAGAUCAGCAAAAGGCAAAGGACGUACUCGAAUUCACAUUUGAUGUCAUUGCAACUAUGAUGGACGAGGUCAGCGACGACGUGAGAAUGAUGAGUGCCAAAAUUCUGAAAGACAAGCUACAAGAUGCACGGAUGAAAUAUUUGUUUGGCAGCGUCAACAUCAUGGGGUCCGCGCAAGUGCGAGAUCUGGGCCAGGGAUUGCAGAUUAUCAAAGAAGCCAAGGGCUCGCUAGGAGAUUGGAAGCCUCGAGUGUGGGAGAUUUUGGACAAUGGCAGCGGGAAGGAAAGCGAGACAUCUCUUGGAUUGGGACUUUUUGGGGCACGGCAUAAAUGA
This is a messenger RNA of Capronia epimyces CBS 606.96, 4515 nucleotides long. RefSeq lists its product as uncharacterized. The transcript has a single exon. The record is from RefSeq and is a predicted model, not a curated record. Gene Ontology annotation, biological process: regulation of transcription by RNA polymerase II. Gene Ontology annotation, cellular component: mediator complex. Lineage: Eukaryota; Fungi; Ascomycota; Eurotiomycetes; Chaetothyriales; Herpotrichiellaceae. Gene Ontology annotation, molecular function: transcription coregulator activity. The coding region runs from base 1 to 4515 and encodes 1504 amino acids.